Messenger RNA from Drosophila hydei, 2124 nucleotides. Its product is annotated as keratin, type II cytoskeletal 1. NCBI's taxonomy places the organism in Eukaryota, Metazoa, Arthropoda, Insecta, Diptera, Drosophilidae. Gene Ontology annotation, biological process: mitotic chromosome condensation. Bases 58 to 2124 code for a protein of 688 amino acids. Gene Ontology annotation, cellular component: chromatin; condensed chromosome; condensin complex. Gene Ontology annotation, molecular function: chromatin binding. The transcript is spliced from 3 exons. The record is from RefSeq and is a predicted model, not a curated record.
GUUUGACUGAGUCCCUUGACGCUGGAGCAUCGAGCAUCGCAGUAAACAGUUCAGGCAAUGUUGGUGGUGACGUCGCUGCAGUUAUUGUUGCUGCUCUUAUCAGCGCAUUGGCAAAUGGAAGCGUUCAGAUAUUACGACUUUGAAGACAUUGGGCCUUAUGAAGUGGGCAACACGAAUCAGGAAUGUGACGGCCAUGCAGUGAUUUUGAAAUGGAUCAACGAGCAGGUGACCAGAAAUGCAAAGUUAACGAGUUUCAAUCUGCACUUGGGCCAACUGUUGGUUGCCAUAAAUAGCACGAAUCCCAAUCAGGCUGGGGAGGAGCAUUGCUGUUUCUAUGAGAAGAGUACCAUGAGUACCAUAUUUUCCGGUUUGACGAACCUUUCGGCUAUCAGUGACAUGCCAAAUGGCCAGCCAAUUGAGGAAACUGGCGAUUUGGGAAAAGAUUUGGACCUUAUUUUGGAGCGUAUGAAGGCGAUUUCGGCGAAGAAAGCGAAAAAUUGCUGCGAUCGAUUGGCGGAACAUCUCAAAGCGGUCGAAGCGGAUUUGAUGAAACAAUUAGAGGAACUAGGCAAGAAAUUAAGCCAACAGCACGAAGCUGCCAGCCAGCAAACAGAUGAGCUAAAGCUAAAUCAAACCAAUCUCGAGAAUAAGCUCAAGAAUGUAACGGAUCGCAUCGAUCAACUGGAGAAGAAGCAGGACGCAAACCAAGCGGAAGCGGCAAAAUGUUGCAAGGAGCUAAACGACAGAGUGGAUAAGCUCUACGAACAGCUGGAGCAGGCGAAAGCUGUGGCUAAAGAGAAAGCUAAGCAGCUAGAAAAGGAUAUCAACGAGUUGAAUCAAAAGCAAAAGGAUCAUGCGGAUAAGUUGAAUAAUUUACAGAAAGAAACUGAGAAGCAAAUGGAAAUUAUUAACAAAACUGUGGAAAUUUGCAAUAAUAAUUGUGGAAAUGAAACAACUGGAAGUGGAGGUGGAGGUGUAGGGGGAGGUGCAAAUGGAGGUGGAAAUGGUGGAAAUGGAAGUGGUAGUGGAAGUGGUUCAACUGGAGGUGCAUCCCAUACAAGUGGAUCAUUUGAACAACAGCUACAAGGCCAAGUACACCAUUUGGAGAAUAUGAUUGUAAACCUUACCGUGCAGAUCCAUCAAGUGACCAACGUAUCGAAUGCCGUGGCAAAUUGUUCGAAAAUCGAGAGUGAAUUGACGGAAAUGCUUAACUUACUUGAUAAAUUGCAAAACCAAAAACCACCAGAAGAAACCGUCUGUACCUCCGUUGAGGAAUUACAGGCGGCACUUGAUGAUGCCCUAAAGUGCUGCAAGCGAGUCGAUGAAUUGAGCAAGCAAGUGGAGAAAAUGACCCAGCAAAUUGAACAAUUGGAUAAGAAGUACAGUAAACAUGUGGAGCAACUGGAAGAGGCCUUAAAAAAUGUGCAACAACAACUGGAUGAUGCUUUGGACCAGUGGAACCAGACGAGCACGACACCAAGUCCCUGUGCUGGCGGCAAUGAAACUGAUUCCGAGGCCCUGCAUGAUCGCAUCAAGGACCUGCAGAAUCAGAUAAACACUUUGAAAAACAUACUUAAUAUCACUGAAAUAAAUCUCAAUAACAAUGAAGCAAAGCUCGUCGGGAUUAGCGAAACGCUGAAAGAAAAAUCGAAAGAAUUCGAACAGGUGAAUCAGGAUCGCGAGAAUGCAGCGAACACAUUCAAAGACCAGACGGAGGAACACUUAAACAAACUGGAGCUGCUAAUAUCAAUGCAAAAUUCAAGCAAGCCCAAUGACGAGCUCAUUAAGCGCAUAAUCAAAUUGGAAGAGCUGGAGAAGAUAAUGAGCGAAGAUGUAGAAAAGAUAUUGAAGCUGGAGACGACUAUUACGGAUCUGCAAAGUCAGCUUGAAGAGGCGCUAAAGAGGUUGAAAGAUAGCGAGGCGAACUUCAACGAAUGUACCGAGAAAUGCGCCAAGCUGGAUGAGCUAAAUGAUCUGAUCGAUCGCUUGGAAGAUUUGGAGCAACUCGUUUAUUCGACCACAUCCAGCACUGCCAACACUCCCACCCCUGCCACUGGCAGUGGCGGCGGAAGUGGCGGCGGAGCGAGCGACCUGUCUGGAUCCUUACGUGUCUCCGGCAAGUAG